Messenger RNA from Anguilla anguilla (European eel), 4591 nucleotides. Its product is annotated as rho guanine nucleotide exchange factor 19-like. NCBI's taxonomy places the organism in Eukaryota, Metazoa, Chordata, Actinopteri, Anguilliformes, Anguillidae. Gene Ontology annotation, biological process: activation of GTPase activity; regulation of actin cytoskeleton organization. The record is from RefSeq and is a predicted model, not a curated record. The transcript has 16 exons. Gene Ontology annotation, molecular function: guanyl-nucleotide exchange factor activity; protein binding. Bases 776 to 3628 code for a protein of 950 amino acids.
AAACACACACACACACACACACACACACACACACGCACAAUCACACUCUCUGCUUUUUCGCCCCUCUUGCGUGCUGCGUACUUGCAGUGCAAACGGCAGACAAGAAUCUAGACCUUCAUACUCACACACACACACACACACACACACACACACAGUGCUCUACCUUUCUACCAGACAGCAGCUCUGUCCUAUAUCUCUCCCUUUCUUCCUCCCUCUCUCCCUGUCUCCCUCUCUCUCUCUCUCUCUCUCUGCUGGCAGGUGUUAGGCAGAUAAAACAAUAAAUAACUCUUUGAGGGAGAGAGAUGGAAGGGGGGAGUCUUCGGAAGAGGUUUUUGCCAGUAGAGCCAUGAGAGGAGAGGGAGAAUAAAGACAGGAAGACAGAGAAAGGGAAUCCACUCAGAGAGAAACCGGACCGGACAAGUGGCUCUGAGCAGUUUUUUUUUUUUUUUUUUGCCUUGUUUUGGCUUUUUCUUUUUCUUUUUUUUUUUGGAAGGAGGGCUGGCGAGGAGCGAAAGCGUGCGCAGGGACAGGGGACUGCUCCGUCUCGUCUGGUCUCCGCGACCGGGAGCUGGUGCACUGGCAGCAAGAGGAGGAGGAGGAGGCGGAGGAGGAGGAAGAGGAGUGGAGAGGAAGAGCAGCGGACGCCACAGCGCAGUCAUGGAUAACACAGCACCCCAGCCAGUCCAUCAGAUGACCCAGAAUCCCACUCUGCUGCAGAUUGUUGCCCGGCCCAGAGGAAGUCACCCUCUAUGAGCUCCAAUGCAUCCCGCUCGUCAUGCUCCCUGGAUAUGGAUUUCCCCCUCUCCCUGACUUCCAGCCCCACCUCCACGCUCUCCGCUGCCGAGGGGAGGGCCCCAACAUGUGGAUCCCGGGUUCACCCGAGUCCCAGGCUUUGAGCGAGGCCCGGAAGGACAGGGCCUUUCCGCGACCGCCCCAUCACCACGUGGCCGUGUGCAAGCAGGAGACGCUGGCCUUCACCGAGCUGCCGCCGCCCGCCCCCAACGGCCUGGGCCCCUCCCCCCCUUCCCCGAACGGACGCUCUCUGACCCCGCCGCCGGACCCGGGGCAGGGCGCCGGUCUGGGCCCCCGCGCGGCCCUGGAUGCACGGAGGGUUCCGGAGCAUGGCGAGGGAUCGAGCGUCGUCCCCGACCCCGGCGGGACAGGUCCCAAACGCGGCGAGGGACCCAGCGACGUGCCCGUCUUCGCGCAGCCCCGCCCCCCUCUGACGCUCCCUCUCUUCCUCCCCUUGUCCUCGUCCCCAGACAGCAGCCACCAUCCUCACUCCCAGAGGUCCUGUUCCCUAGAUUUAGGAGUCUGCAGUCCUGCUCCCUGCAGUCCCCAGAGACGCACGUCCUACGGGGACAUCAAAGAGAAAUCUAUCAGGCGUAAGAUGCGGGUGUAUUCCCCCGAAAGUCUGAGCGAUGACUCUCUCAGCAGCCCCAGCCCAGAGUGUGAGUAUUUAUUUCCGGGGCCCUUUCUGGAAGAAGGCCUAGAGCUGGGGCUGGUCUCCCCCACGCUGCCCUCGGCGCCUUCCCCUACCCCUCCAGCAGGCGGCGCCGGAGACCCCCUGCCCGACGCCCUCCCCGAUCUGCCGCCGUCACCCGAGCCAGCCCCGGGAGGCAGGAGCUGGCGGGACGGGUCGGCGUGCGCGGGCGCGGGCGGCCCGACUCCCGAGGCCCUCCCGCCGCCGGGGGGCCUCCACGCCCGUCGUCACGGCGACCAGGAGAGGAGGCGGUUCUCCGCGUCGGAGCUGAUCUCGCGACUGCAGCUUUCCCAGCGGAAAAGCUCCUUGGCCCUGAAGCUGGGCAAGUCCCUGUCCGCCCGCGUGGCCUCCAGGGACCGGCAGCCCCCCCGCAGCCACAGCCCCAGCAACAAAUCCAGCUCCAGAGAUCGCAGUUCAGGGGGGUCGAGUGACAGCGCCCCCCACAGCCCCAUGGGUCCCAGCCCGCCCGCCCUGCUGUCGCCCCCUGCUGACGGUACCACGCCACUGCACAGGGGGAGCGCCAGGCUCAGUGCGAGGAAGGACUCCAUCGAGGAGCACGUGGGCACCUCAGUGACUCUUAGCAGCAAUCGUCUGUCCCGGUUCCUGCCCAGCCUGAUACUGUACCAGGAGUACAGCGAUGUGGCCAUCAACAGGGAAAUCCAGCGGCAGCAGGGGGUGGAGCCGGGGGCUGACGACGAGAGGCUCGGGAACGGGGAGGCGGGGGAGGCCACGCCCCCCGACAACCUCUCUCCAACCAGCUCCUUCCGCUCGUCGCGGGGCUCCGCCUUCUCGCUGUGGCAGGACAUCCCCGACGUGCGCAGCAGCGGCACGCUGGACUCCUUCAGCAACGAGGAGAGGAAACUGCAGGAGGCUAAAUUUGAGCUGGUGACGUCGGAGGCCUCCUACAUACGCAGCCUGGCCAUCGCGGUGGACCACUUCAUGCUGUCCCGGGACCUGAGCGAGUGCCUGGGGGCCCAGGAGAGGCAGUGGCUGUUCUCCAAGCUGCCCGACGUGAAGGACGUCAGCGAGAGGUUCCUGCAGGACCUGGAGCAGCGUUUAGAGGAAGACAUACUGCGUUUUGACGUGUGUGACAUCGUCCUGGCUCACUGCCCUGCCCUGCGCAGGGUCUACCUUCCCUACGUCACCAACCAGGCCUACCAGGAGCAGACCUACCAGCGCCUGCUACAGGAGAACCCCAGGUUUCCCGGAAUUCUGGCUCGUCUGGAGGAAGACCCCAUCUGCCAGCGUCUUCCUCUCACCUCCUUCCUCAUCCUCCCGUUCCAGCGGAUAACGAGGCUAAAGAUGCUGGUGGAGAAUAUCCUGAAGAGGACAACCCCUGGAUCUCGAGAUGAGGACACUGCCACCAAAGCUUUUAAUGAGCUGAAAAAGAUCAUAAAGGAAUGUAAUUCCAGUGUUCAGUCAAUGAAGAGAACUGAAGAACUCAUUCACUUAAAUAAGAAAAUCCACUUUGAGGGAAAGAUCUUCCCGCUGAUUUCUCAGUCUCGGUGGCUGGUGAAACACGGGGAAUUGCUGGAGGUGGACACGCAGACCAUGAGUAUAUCCGGGUCAAAGUUGAAGCUGCCCACUCGGCCGGUCUACCUGCACCUGUUCAACGAUCGCCUUCUGCUGUCCCGGAAGAAGGACACGUGGAAGUUUGUGGUGUUUGUGCAUGCCAGGAUUGGGCAGCUGAAGGUGAAGGACCUGAGCCAGAAGCUGCAGGGCAUCUCUGGCUUCAUCUUCCACUUGCAGCUGUGCGACGGGCCACAGUUCAAGCACCAGAUCCUGCUGAAAGCCCGCACGGAGAGUGAGAAGCAGCGCUGGAUCUCGGCCAUGUUUCCCCCGGAUCUGGAGUCCAGUGGAGAGCAGACGAGGGAGAACGACGAUCUCUCCCAGGUGCAGUGCAUCAAGAGCUACCAGGCCGUGGAACACGACGAGCUGACUUUGGAGAAGGCCGACAUUCUUCAGGCGAAGACCAUCACAAGCGACGGCUGGGUGGAGGGGAUCCGGCUAUUUGACGGGGAGAGGGGCUGGUUCCCCAAAUCCUACGUGGAGGAAAUCACGAGUCGCACCGCUCGGCUACGAAACCUCCGGGAGAACGACCGCAUCAAGUGCGCCACCCAGAAGCUGGAGGAGGAGCUCCUGUAGGGGGCGCCACCCCAAACACACACGGACACUAUCGCCGCCCUGCGGGCCGAACAGUAUGACUGCAGUGUGACUCCUGUAGGGGGCGCCACCCCAAACACACACGGACACUAUCGCUGCCCUGCGGGCCAAACAGUAUGACUGCAGUGUGACUCCUGUAGGGGGCGCCUCCCCAAACACACACGGACACUAUCGCCGCCCUGCGGGCUGAACAGUAUGACUGCAGUGUGACUCUUCCGCAACCCCCCCGCCACCCCCCCCCCCUUUUUCACCAAACCUCAGUCCUAAGCUUGUUGCAUGACUGCCCCUGCAGUUGGGUUCCUGUAUACAGUGGGUGUUGGGUCCGCAUGGGUUGAGUUGGAAGGCGCACAGUUGCAUCCUGACUGUCCCACGGACUACAGUCCCCACGUUAAGCGUUUAAUCCCGUUACAGAUUUCAGCACUUUCAUCUUUCCCCGGUUCCCUGCCCCCUACCCAAACCAUCAACUUUAGGCACGGCAUUUUGAGAGGAUUGUGUCGGAGAACAACUCAGAAGGUGCUAGAAACUUUUUUUCCUCCUCUCACAAAUUUGUUAAAAAAAACUAUUUUUAAUUUAAGAUCAUUUUUACUGCUGCAUUCGUGCAUUCAUUUGAGUAUAGUUGUUCAUCUUGUAUAUAGGCCAUAAUGUAAAUUGGCAUGGAAGUACUGUUUUUUUUAAGUUAAAGUAUGAUACAGAGCAAAAUUCCCAGGUUCUGAUAAAAAUGUCCCCUUUUGUUCAGGAAAUACUGUACAUUUAAGAUGAAAUUAUGCCACGGCUAGAAGCACACCCAUUAAUUAUUCAGAGAGCACACAAGACAAAGUUAUGGCGUUGGCAAUGUAAAUAUGGUAGUAUGUUUUAUUCAGAGGCAACUGCAAGUGCUCUUUUGAGUUAACAUAAGCUAGUAGAUGUUUCUUCCCAGCUCAAAAUAAAUGCUAAUAAUUCAGAUAA